Momordica charantia (bitter melon) is the source of this 1783-nucleotide messenger RNA. Its product is annotated as alpha-galactosidase. The record is from RefSeq and is a predicted model, not a curated record. Gene Ontology annotation, cellular component: plant-type cell wall. NCBI's taxonomy places the organism in Eukaryota, Viridiplantae, Streptophyta, Magnoliopsida, Cucurbitales, Cucurbitaceae. Gene Ontology annotation, biological process: carbohydrate metabolic process. Gene Ontology annotation, molecular function: hydrolase activity, hydrolyzing O-glycosyl compounds.
GAAUAAUUGGGAUGCUGCCAAGUUUGCUCAUCCUAAUUAUGGUGGAACCACCAUUGAAGGACAUGCAUGGCCAUACCGCACUUCCUCCAUAAUCGCUUGUAGUGCAGUGGAGAAGCACUACCAAAUCCUGUCUCUCAAUUCGCGCUCUCAGUGCCUGAGCUAACGAAUCAAUGCUCAUCUAAAUCCAACUCUGUAAAUGCUACGUUCACCAUUAAUGCUCAAUCAGAGGCUACAGCCAUGGCUUUUUCCCCUCUCCCGCUUUCAUCUCCACCAGCUUCGAUCAUGGUUUUCUACUCCCUCGUUUUCUUGAUUUUGUUGUUGUGUAGCACCGGCGAUGGCGUUGCGGUGGCCGGAGCGGCUCGAUCGAGGCGUCUUCAGUUUUUCACUGACUCCACCAGGAGAGUUCUCCUCAAUAAUGGUCUCGCUUUAACUCCUCCGAUGGGAUGGAACAGCUGGAACCAUUUUCAGUGUAAUAUAAACGAGAAAUUAAUCAAGGAAACAGCGGAUGCAAUGGUAUCCAGUGGCCUUGCUGCAUUAGGAUAUGAAUAUAUCAAUUUAGAUGAUUGUUGGGCUGAACUUAAUAGAGAUGCCAAGGGUAAUUUGGUCGCUAAAGCUUCAACAUUCCCUUCUGGUAUCAAAGCCCUAGCAGAUUAUGUUCAUAGCAAAGGGCUCAAGCUCGGAAUUUAUUCUGAUGCAGGGAUCCAGACUUGCAGUAAGAAGAUGCCGGGUUCCCUAGGUCACGAAGAACAAGAUGCAAAAACCUUUGCCUCAUGGGGGAUUGAUUAUUUGAAAUAUGACAACUGUGAAAAUACCGGUACAAGCCCAAAGGAAAGGUACCCAAAGAUGACAAAAGCUUUACAACAAUCUGGGAGACCCAUACUUUUUUCUUUAUGUGAAUGGGGACAAGAAGAUCCAGCAACUUGGGCAGUAAAUGUAGGAAAUAGUUGGAGAACAACAUCAGAUAUUCAAGAUAACUGGACUAGCAUGACAUCUAUUGCUGAUCAGAAUGAUAAAUGGUCAUCUUAUGCUAGACCUGGAGGAUGGAAUGAUCCUGACAUGCUCGAAGUGGGGAAUGGAGGGAUGACGACAGUAGAAUACCGUUCUCAUUUUAGCAUUUGGGCACUGGCAAAAGCCCCUUUGCUGAUUGGAUGUGACAUCAGGUCAAUGGACAACAUCGCCUUCAAAUUGUUGAGUAAUAAGGAGGUUAUUGCAGUUAAUCAGGAUAAGCUUGGAGUUCAAGGGAAGAAGGUCAAGAAUUUUGGAGAUCUUGAGGUUUGGGCAGGCCCGCUGAGUGGUAAAAGAGUCGCUGUUGUUCUAUGGAACAGAGGUUUUUGGAGAGCCAAUAUCACUGCAAAUUGGUCAGAUAUAGGUUUGAGUCCAUCAACUACAGUUACUGCUCGAGACUUAUGGGAGCACUCAACUCAUGUGGUUCAACAUCAACUUACUGCCGAAGUAGACUCUCAUGACUGUAAGAUGUAUGUUCUCACUCCCCACUAAGCCAAAAGGGAAAAUUUCAGAUUAAUGUUAUUGUGAAUGACAAUAGUCUUCACUUCAGUUUCAUGUCCAACUUCUCUAUGCUCUGUUUUCUGGGAUUUUACUUGCGUUUUUGUACGAGUACUGGCCUUUAGUUUGAGAUGAUUUAGUUUAUGUACUCUUAAAUUGGUAACAAUUUAGGUCUUGAACUUAGUACGUAACAAUUUAGUUCUUUAUUUACAAUAUGUAAUAAUUUAGUCCCUACCAUCGAAAGUUUCAUCAACAUGGAAUGUUGAUUUUUAUUGUGUAA